UAUCGUUACGAGACCGAACAUCGCGAUUUGCGACGUGUUAUGGGAGCUGGAAUUGCCAUUACUCGUGGAGCUGCUGGGGCAUUAUCGUUCUGCAUGGCAGUGGUGCUGCUUACUGUAUGCAGGAAUGUGAUAACGCUUAUCAGAGAGACUCCCAUGGGAGAAUUCAUUCCAUUCGACUCGGCUAUCACUUUCCAUAAGGUGAGUUGGAUGGAGUUGCAGCAUCUCAUCACUACGGCAUACCUAUCUUAA
Messenger RNA from Cylicostephanus goldi, 249 nucleotides. Lineage: Eukaryota; Metazoa; Nematoda; Chromadorea; Rhabditida; Strongylidae. The record is from the annotation of a GenBank genome assembly.